AUGGCAACUGAGAUAUUACAGACGGGAUUACAAUUGGCAAAGUCAGCUGUUGAAGCGGAUCAGAAGAAGAAUUAUGCAAUUGCUUCGACAUUGUAUGAACAGGCGGUGUUGAACUUGAAGUUGGCAAUAGUUAGUGAACGUGAUCCGGCAAAGACAGCACUUAUUACUUCAAAGAUCGAUGAGUACACACAGAGGAAUAAGUUUAUCAAGAGUCUAGCGGCACAGCAGCCCGCUGCCCCACCUGCUACUGCAGCCCCGCCCGCCAACAACUUGGCCUACAACUUCCCUUCGAUCCCAUCAAUGGUCUCACCAUCCGUUGCAAACAACGCAUCAUCCAAUAGUGGACAAUCUCUACAAUUCAAUGGACGAUUCCCAGAUACCCCUGGUACUACUGGUGUUGGUGCUGGCGCUGGUGCUAAUGGCUAUAACUUCCCAAUGCCACCACAACAACAGCAACAGCAGUUCCCACCACAACAACCUCAGUAUCAACAGCAACAGCAGUUCCCACAACAACAGAAUGCCAACCUGUCCAAGCUAUCACAGCUACAUGGUGGCGGUGAUCAAUUCAAUUACAGACCAAACAUGGAUAGAGUUGAAUCCUACGAGAUUGCAAAGAACUUGGCAUCAAAGGGACGCAAGGAAGAGGAGACUAGGGACUACAAGAAGGCAAGCGAAUACUAUCAACAGGCCUGCACAUACUACUUGCAAGCCAUAAAGAAUGAACCUGAUGCAGUCAUCAAGAAGAGCAUCAGUGAUGAGGCCAAGGUCUAUCUCGAUAGAGUGGAACAACUUAAGCCAUAUGUACAGCAGCAACAACAACAGCAACAGCAGCAACAACAACAAUCACCUCCACAACAACAUCAUCAGCCACAACAACAACAAUAUAAUCACUCACCUACAAACUCAAUGAUGGGAUUCCCAUCUGUUGGCUCUGGAAGCAGUGGCGGUUUGCCAACUGCGGCAUUCCCAUCGUUUGGAGGCAGCACCAAUAGCAUGGGAGCAUUCCCCUCAGUUGGCAACCUAUCAUCGGCCUCAUCGUCUGGAGGCUUCCAACCCCAGCGAGGCAUUGGCUUCGGUCCGAACGGUCAGCUGAUGACCCCCACGUCGACCAUACCAUCAACGUUCACUGGCGGCGACCGAUGCGCCGCGUGCCAGGCCACGCUGUCCACCAACAGCAUCAAGGCAUUGGACCGAUUCUGGCAUCCCGAGUGUUUCUCUGUGGACAAGGUCGUUGCGUACCUGCUAAUGACCGAGACCAGAAUGGAGAUUGUUGGCACGGCUUAUGAGCGCAGGUCACGCAAGACCCGCGCCAAGCUGGGCCGCUGCGAGUUCUUCCAGUCAUCAAAAUUCCCACUAUCUAAGGACCGCUUCGAAGGCGACUUCUUCUUUUCGGUGCCACCUAACCUGUUGCCAUCCGAGGUGGCUGGUGUCGACGCAUCCUUUGUCCGAGAGUAUCAACUGGUGGUCAAAUGUGUUGGUCCUGUCGCCAAGGUCAUGACUGUCAAGCUAAGAUUCAAUCUAAAUGUAUUGGAGAAGGCGCAAUAA
This is a messenger RNA of Acytostelium subglobosum LB1, 1545 nucleotides long. RefSeq lists its product as hypothetical. Bases 1 to 1545 code for a protein of 514 amino acids. The record is from RefSeq and is a predicted model, not a curated record. The transcript is spliced from 3 exons. NCBI's taxonomy places the organism in Eukaryota, Evosea, Eumycetozoa, Acytosteliales, Acytosteliaceae.